UACACUGCCAUUGGACUCUAGCUAGCUGCAAGUUGGCCGUGUCGUGUUCUUGUGGACCUGUGGCAGUGCUACUGCUACUGCCGUGUUGCUUGCAGCUAGCUGGGAGUAUAAGCGUGAGGAGUUUGCGCAAGCUAGCUGGGAUAGAAAUUAAGGGAAGCAGGCAUAUUCUAUUGCUGGGAGUAGAACUUGGGCGGCAUGGAUCAGCUUGACGAGCAAUCGUUCCUGGACGAGCUCAUGUCGCUGCGCCGGGAGGAGGCGCCGUCGCCGGCUCCGUGGCAGGCGUAUCCGGGCAGCGGCAUGAUGACGACGAGCGACCUCCUCUUCUACGGCGGCGAGGGCACCACCGAGGCGAGCAGCGGCAUGGACUUUGCCGGGCCGUUUCAGCAGCCCAUGGCGCCACCGCCGGCCACAUCUCCGCACCGGCCGCACGAGAAGUUCAACUUCGACUGCCUCAGCGAAGUAUGCAACCCUUACGGCAGCUGCGUCGGCGGCGUACCUAAGCCUGGGGUCGUCCACGCGGCUGGCCAGGCGUAUGCCCUCCAGGAUGCCAUGGCGCAGAACGGCACGAGUGGCGGCAAGCUGCAUCACGGUGGUGGCAGGUCGUCGUCGUCCCCGGCGCCGUUCGUGUUCGCAGGUGUCGCCGGGGAGAGCUCGGAGAUGACCAGGGGCGCCUUCUCCGGCGCCCACGCUAGAAGCAAGCUCAACGGUGGCACUACGUCCAAGAACCUCAUGGCGGAAAGGCGGCGCCGGAAGCGUCUCAACGACCGCCUCUCCAUGCUCCGCUCCAUCGUGCCCAAGAUUACCAAGAUGGAUAGGACCUCGAUCCUCGGGGACACCAUAGACUACGUGAAUGAGCUAACCGAGCGGAUCCAAACCCUCGAGGAGGAGAUCGGCGCCACGCCGGAGGAUCUGAACCUGCUGAACACCACGAAGAAUUUCUCCAGCGGUAGCAGUGAGGAGAUGCCGAUGAGGAAUUCCACCAAGUUUGUCAUCGAGAAGCAGGGCGACGGUGGAACGAGGAUCGACAUCUGCUGCGCCACAAGCCCCGGCGUGCUGAUCUCGACGGUGAGCGCGCUGGAGGUGUUGGGGCUGGAGAUCGAACAGUGCGUCGUCAGCUGCUUCGGCGACUUCGCCAUGCAGGCAUCCUGCUCACAAGAGGAAGGGAGGAGCCGUGUGACAAGAACCGACGAGAUCAAGCAGGCAUUGUUCACGAGUGCAGGCUAUGGAGGAAGGUGUCUGUAGUAGUAGUUGUAAUUUUGUAAUAUUCGUCUGUGAGUUCUCUGUUGAAUAGUAGUGGUUAUGUAAAAAAAAUUGAAUAGUAGUACUAUCUAAAGUUCAGCUGUUUGUGACCAGAUUGUAAUAGUUGGGUGUGUGUCCGUGAGUAUAAUGCAUGCAUGUAUGUAUCAUUGUAUGGAGUGGAGUAUUGGGAUUUGGCCGACAUGAAAAGAUACCAAUCUGUUGUUGCAUUUGGUUCGGCACUGUUA
Triticum aestivum (bread wheat) is the source of this 1484-nucleotide messenger RNA. Its product is annotated as transcription factor BHLH3. The coding region runs from base 196 to 1242 and encodes 348 amino acids. The record is from RefSeq and is a predicted model, not a curated record. Lineage: Eukaryota; Viridiplantae; Streptophyta; Magnoliopsida; Poales; Poaceae. Gene Ontology annotation, biological process: regulation of DNA-templated transcription. Gene Ontology annotation, molecular function: DNA-binding transcription factor activity; protein dimerization activity; sequence-specific DNA binding. Gene Ontology annotation, cellular component: nucleus. The transcript is spliced from 4 exons.